AUGGGUAGUUUUAAUCCUGGAUUUGUCUUCUGCAUCUACUUGUCUAUUCUUUCUAACUUACUGCUCAUCAUACAAUACACAACUGCGCAACCAAAUUAUAUUUAUCAUUUUUGUUACGGAGACAAUUACACUACUGGCAGUACAUUCGAAGCUAAUCUCAACAGUCUUUUUCCUCCAAUCAUCAGAAAUAGAUACGAUAACGCUACCGAUGGCCUAAGUCCGGAUACUGUUUAUGGGUCUAUACAGUGUAGAGGAGAUGUUACAUUAGAUACUUGUCAAAGUUGUCGUGAUUUUGGUACUCAAGAUAUCAAGGAUAGAUGUCCGAAUUCUAAAAAAGCAAUUAUUUGGUUUGAUACAUGUAUGCUAAGGUAUUCAAAUGAGUAUUACUUUAAUAUUGUGCAAGUUACUCCAGCAGUUUAUAUAUGGAAGCCAAAUAAUAUUUCUAAUCCGAACCAGUUUAACCAAAUUUUAGGUGGUUUUAUGAAUGAUUUAGAAAAAGAAAGGUCUUUUUCUUCGAACUUUGCUAGUGGAGAUAAAAAUCUUACUAAUGGUAGAAAAUUAUAUGGAUUAGUCCAGUGUAGUCCAGAUAUAGCUUCAAAUGAUUGUAGUCGAUGUCUUGUUGGAGCUAUAUCUGAGUUACCAAAUUGUUGUGCCGGGAAACAAGGUGGAAGAGUUCUUAGACCCAGUUGUAAUGUUAGAUAUGAAUUAUAUCCAUUUCUUCAACUUCAAUAUAUAAAUGUUCCUUCACCCCCUUCAGUAUCACUUCCUGCUCCUCUCCUAUCACCACCACCUCCUCUCGUAUCACCACCAUCUUCGACGAAUACAACUACACCUAAAUCAAAUGGGAAUAACUCAUCCAUACUUGCUAUAAGUAUCACCAUUCCUUCAGUUAUCGUAGGACUAACCGCUAUUGCCUUUUGGUUCUUCUGUUUCCAGAGAAAGAAAACAAAGAAACAACAUUUUGACGAUGUUGAUGAAGAGAUUCCAAGUACAGAAUUCUUACAAUUCAGCUUCAGUAUGGUUAGUACUGCAACAAACAAUUUCUCUGAAUUUAAUAAACUUGGGGAAGGUGGAUUUGGCUCUGUUUAUAAGGGUACACUUUCAGACAGCCAAGAAAUAGCCGUAAAGAGGCUAUCGAAAAAUUCAGGACAAGGUGAAGAAGAGUUCAAGAACGAAGUUACAUUAGUAGCUAAACUUCAACACAGAAAUCUUGUGAAACUUGUUGGUUUCAGCAUAGCUGGUGCAGAGAAACUACUCAUAUAUGAAUUCAUGCCAAACGGAAGCCUUGACCAAAUCCUUUUCGACCCAAUUAAAUGUACAUUGCUUGAUUGGGAAAGACGAUACAGGAUAAUAGGAGGGGUAGCAAGAGGACUUGUCUAUCUCCAUGAGGAGUCUCGACUUAAAGUCGUCCAUCGGGAUCUCAAAGCUAGCAAUAUAUUAUUAGAUAUCGAAAUGAAUCCUAAAAUUGCAGAUUUUGGCAUGGCUAGGCUUUUUGGCCUUCAUCAAAUUCAAGAUAGUACUAACAGAAUAGUUGGAACCCAUGGCUACAUGGCUCCAGAGUACGUACUUUAUGGUGAAUUCUCUGCAAAAUCAGAUGUUUUUAGUUUUGGUGUCUUGGUCUUAGAGAUUGUUUGUGGACAGAGGAACAGCAGUUUUCGUACAUCAGAUAUUGCUCGCGAUCUUCUAAGCUAUGCAUGGAGGCAUUGGAAUAAUGGAUCUGCUAUAGAAAUAUUAGAUCCAACUUUGAAAGACACGUAUUCUAGAAAUGAAGUGGUUAGAUGCAUCCAUGUUGCAUUAUUAUGUGUUCAAGAAAAUGUCGAAGAUAGACCCUCAAUGCAGACUGUUGUCCUAAUGCUCAGCAGCUACUUUUCAAUCAGUCACAAUUUACCUUCUGCGCCAGCAUUCUUUACUGGUAGUAGUAGACGUAUGGAGCCCAAGUCGACAUUAUACUCAGACUACACUGAAGAACAAGGGAGCUCAAAGAACGACUUAAUCAGCGAAACAACAACAAUGAGCUUGAAUGAUGUUUCAGUUACUGAACUUCACCCUCGAUGA
This is a messenger RNA of Papaver somniferum (opium poppy), 2055 nucleotides long. RefSeq names its product putative receptor-like protein kinase At4g00960. The transcript has 7 exons. The coding region runs from base 1 to 2055 and encodes 684 amino acids. NCBI's taxonomy places the organism in Eukaryota, Viridiplantae, Streptophyta, Magnoliopsida, Ranunculales, Papaveraceae. Gene Ontology annotation, molecular function: ATP binding; protein kinase activity. Gene Ontology annotation, biological process: protein phosphorylation. The record is from RefSeq and is a predicted model, not a curated record.